CUCGUGCCUACGCUGUGGAAGGGAGAAGAUGCCGCUGCCGUUUGGACUCAAGUUGAAACGCACCCGGCGCUACACGGUGUCCAGCAAGAGCUGCCUGGUGGCCCGGAUCCAGCUGCUUAACAAUGAGUUCGUGGAGUUCACGCUGUCCGUGGAGAGCACCGGCCAGGAGAGCCUGGAGGCGGUGGCCCAGAGGCUGGAGUUGCGCGAGGUCACUUACUUCAGCCUCUGGUACUACAACAAGCAAAAUCAGCGCCGCUGGGUGGAUUUGGAGAAGCCUCUGAAGAAGCAGCUGGAUAAAUGCGCCCUGGAACCCACCGUGUACUUCGGAGUGCUGUUUUACGUGCCUUCCGUCUCGCAGCUGCAGCAGGAGACGACUAGGUAUCAGUAUUAUUUGCAGCUGAAGAAGGAUAUCUUGGAAGGAAACAUUCCUUGUACAUUGGAACAAGCUAUUCAGCUGGCAGGCUUGGCUGUUCAAGCCGAUUUUGGUGACUUUGAUCAAUAUGAAUCCCAGGACUUCCUUCAGAAAUUUGCCUUGUUUCCGGUGGCAUGGCUGCAAGAUGCGAAAGUCCUGGAAGAAGCAACCCAGAAAGUGGCCCUACUACAUCAGAAAUACAGGGGCCUCGCCGCUCCCGACGCUGAGAUGCUCUACAUGCAGGAAGUGGAGACGAUGGACGGCUACGGCGAAGAGAGCUACCCGGCCAAGGAUAGCCAAGGAAGUGAUAUAUCCAUCGGAGCAUGUCUCGAAGGAAUCUUCGUGAAGCACAAGAAUGGGAGGCCCCCUGUGAUAUUCAGGUGGCAUGACAUCGCCAACAUGUCCCACAACAAGUCCUUUUUUGCGUUAGAGCUGGCCAGCAAAGAGGAGACCAUCCAGUUUCAAACUGAAGACAUGGAAACAGCCAAAUACGUGUGGAGAUUGUGCGUCGCGAGACACAAAUUUUACCGACUAAACCAGUGUAACCUGCCAACCCAGCCUGCCACAGUGAACCCCAUUCGCAGAAGGUCCUCCUCCAGGGUGUCUCUGCCUAAACCCCAGCCCUACGUGAUGCCACCCCCGCCGCAGCUGCAUUACAACGGGCACUACCCAGAGCCGUAUGCUUCCUCCCAAGAUAACCUCUUUGUACCCAGCCAGAACGGCUAUUACUGUCACUCCCAGACAAGUCUGGAUAGAGCCCAGAUGGACCUGAAUGGCCGCAUCCGCAACGGCAGCGUCUACAGCGCGCACAGCACCAACUCCCUGAAUAACCCUCAGUCCUUUCUGCAGCCCUCCCCGAUGUCCUCCAACCCCAGCAUCACGGGGAGCGACGUCCUGAGACCCGACUAUGUCCCAUCCCAUCGCCACAGCGCCCUGAUCCCACCCUCGUACCGGCCGACCCCGGACUAUGAGACUGUCAUGAAGCAGCUCAACCGGGGCCUGGUGCACGGGGACCGACAGAGCCACUCCUUGCGAAACCUCAGCAUCGGCAACUCGUCUGCGUACAGCAGGCCCGAUGCCCUGGUCUACAGCCAGCCCGAGAUCCGUGAUCACGCACACUUGGCCUCACCGCAGUCGGCCCACUACCCCUUCAAUCUGAAUUACAGCUUCCACAGCCAGUCUCCCUAUCCCUAUCCCGCUGAGCGGAGGCCAGUGGUGGGGGCGGUCAGUGUGCCUGAGCUGACCAACGUGCAGCUGCAGGCCCAGGAGUACCCGGCUGCAAACAUCAUGAGGACCCAGGUGUACCGGCCGCCACCCCCAUACCCAUACCCCAGGCCUGCCAAUAGCACCCCAGACCUGUCUCGCCACCUCUACAUCAGCAGCAGCAACCCGGACCUCAUCACCAGGCGCGUCCACCACUCAGUGCAGACCUUCCAGGAGGACAGCCUGCCUGUGGCUCACUCCCUGCAGGAGGUCAGCGAGCCGCUCACGGCCGCCAGGCACGCCCAGCUGCACAAGAGGAACAGCAUUGAGAUAGCAGGGCUGAGCCACGGCUUCGAUGGCCUGAGACUCAAGGAGAGGACCAUGUCGGCCUCGGCUGCAGAUGUGGCCCCGCGGCCCGUGGCCUCCCAGCCCAGCAUCCUCACUGCGAGCACGAAGCAAGAGGAGCCCGAGGGCUUGAGGUACGGCCAUCACAAGUCUCUCUCGGAUGCCACCAUGCUGGUACAUAGCAGUGAGGAGGAGGAGGACCCUGAGGAACUAAGCAAGGCCCAGGCUGGCCUCCCUGCAGGUGUGCAGGGGCCCCGGCAACAGGGCGGCUACUCCCAGGAGCCACCACGGAGCUGUCUGUGUGCCCCGGCAGGCCCCCUUGGCGGCCCUCUGCACAUCCUGGAGCCUAAGCCCCAUGUCCCAGAGACAGAGCCAAGGGUGGGGGACACGAGCCCCAUCUCCAGGACAGCUGAUACCCAGCGGCUCAGGAGGGACAGCUUGCUCACAUCCUCCAUGUCGGAGUCCGACCUCACCACGUCGGGUAGAUACCGCGCCCGGAGGGACUCGCUCAAGAAGAGGCCAGUGUCGGACCUCCUGUCUGGGAAAAAGAAUGUCGUGGAGGGCCUCCCACCACUGGGGGGAAUGAAAAAGACUCGAGGUGAUGCAAAAAAAAUUGGUCCUCUUAAACUGGCAGCCCUGAAUGGACUCUCCCUCUCGCGCCUGCCUCUGCCUGAUGAAGGGGACCAGAUGCCUUCCCGGGCCACAAAUGACGAACGGUGUAGAAUCCUGGAGCAGCGGUUAGAACAGGGGAUGGUGUUCACAGAGUACGAGAGAAUUCUUAAAAAACGGCUAGUUGAUGGGGAGUGCGCCACGGCACGUCUCCCUGAAAACGCAGAAAGAAAUCGAUUCCAAGAUGUCCUUCCCUAUGAUGAUGCACGAGUGGAGUUAGUCCCAACUAAAGAGAACAAUACCGGCUAUAUCAACGCGUCUCAUAUUAAGGUCUCUGUCAGUGGAAUUGAAUGGGACUACAUUGCCACACAGGGACCAUUACAGAAUACCUGCCAGGAUUUCUGGCAGAUGGUAUGGGAACAGGGUGUUGCCAUUAUAGCAAUGGUGACGGCAGAGGAGGAAGGUGGCAGGGAGAAGAGCUUCCGGUAUUGGCCCCGACUGGGCUCCAGGCACAACACUGUCACCUAUGGGAGGUUUAAGAUCACCACGCGGUUCCGCACAGACUCCGGCUGCUAUGCCACCACCGGCCUCAAGAUGAAGCAUCUGCUCACGGGGCAGGAGAGGACAGUGUGGCAUCUGCAGUAUACAGACUGGCCUGAGCAUGGCUGUCCAGAGGACCUCAAGGGCUUUCUGUCGUAUCUUGAAGAGAUCCAGUCUGUUCGACGCCAUACGAACAGCACAAGCGAACCCAGAAGCCCCAGCCCUCCCUUGCUGGUCCACUGCAGUGCCGGCGUGGGAAGGACUGGCGUUGUCAUUCUGUCAGAGAUCAUGAUCGCUUGUCUGGAACACAAUGAGGUGCUGGACAUCCCCCGAGUCCUGGACAUGCUGCGGCAACAGCGGAUGAUGCUGGUGCAGACCCUCUGCCAGUACACCUUUGUCUACAGAGUUCUCAUUCAGUUCCUGAAAAGCUCCAGGCUCAUCUAA
This is a messenger RNA of Ochotona curzoniae (black-lipped pika), 3553 nucleotides long. RefSeq names its product protein tyrosine phosphatase non-receptor type 21 (gene PTPN21). Gene Ontology annotation, biological process: protein dephosphorylation. Gene Ontology annotation, cellular component: cytoskeleton. The record is from RefSeq and is a predicted model, not a curated record. NCBI's taxonomy places the organism in Eukaryota, Metazoa, Chordata, Mammalia, Lagomorpha, Ochotonidae. Gene Ontology annotation, molecular function: protein tyrosine phosphatase activity. Bases 29 to 3553 code for a protein of 1174 amino acids. The transcript is spliced from 18 exons.